UUCAUACCUCGCUAUAAGUAAUAUUUUCUCAAAUUCAAGGUUGUGGAAUACCUUUUCGUCGUUUCUCUUCGGAAGCCAAUGAAAUGUAUUAGAUAACGCACAAUUUAGCAGCCAAUCAAAUUAUUGGGAAAACCGAUCCAUUCUCUUUAAAAAAGAUAUAUACAUUCGCUUUAAAGCAUAAGUGUUGACACUGAGGUGAAUUCGAGCACUAUGUAUCUGAAACCUUCAGAAAUAUUCUUUUCGCAAGAUUCAAUUAAUAAUGUUUUUGAUAAAAAUUGUGGUCAUAGAUAUAAGCCGAUAGGCGAAACACUUGAUGCAUUAUGCGAAGGAAGGUGCUCUGUAAAUAGCAUACCAACUAUAUCAGUUGUAAAACAUAACAAUAAAUGGUUCACAGCUGAUAAUAGGCGGCUUUGGGUUUUUCGGAACCUGGAGAGACUGGGAAAGUGUGACAAAAUAUAUGUUAGUGAGGGGUUUUAUAUUCCUCCAUCAAAGUUUACCACAUAUAAUGGAGGCGAAUCAGUUCAUGUUCGCAAUGGCUCCCCAGGAGGAUUUUGGCAUCGAAAACCAAGUGUGAAAAAGCCAACGCCUACUCCUACUAUAACCAUUAACAAAAUGCCAGUAUCUGUCAACGAUAUUAAAAAGGAAAAUGUGGCAAAGGAACAUAACAUUGAUGACAACACAAUCCAUUCAUCAGGCAGGCGCCCAUUUCAGGAAAUGGGAAAUUUAGUUUCUGACUAUAGUGUGAUAGAUGAAACUAUCAGUUCACACUCCGAACCGGACAGUGAUACUGAUACAGUGUCCACAAGUUGUUCCGUGGAGCAAAGUAAAUAUCUUACAUCCUCGGGAAAUUCGGAUAGGUCUUUAUCCCAAGAAAAGCAAACAGUUCAGGAAGCGAAUUUAAAAGUAAUUGUUUUAGAUGAAACCGCUAUAGAAUUACACAUUUCACCUUGUCAGAAUGUUGUUGAUGAAGACAAUAACAAUAGUUUAACUGUUACAGCAAACCCGCAAACGACACAGACUAAUACUACUAAGAAAUGUAAAAUACUAUGUAUCGUUAUAACCGUCAUAGUGGUUAUUCUGUUUUCAGUAUUAGUUCCAGUUCUUGCUUUAUAAACUUAAAUUGUGAAUGAUAUUUCCAUUCAAUGAAGUAUUCCGGUUUUCAUUCAGAUACAGUGAUCAGGUUUUUGCCUUUCAAGUCUGGUCGUCUAUUAGGUUGAAUGAAAAGGAAUCUUGGAUGAAUACUUCUUUUCACUGCAUUUGUUUAAAUGUCUUAUGUCGUAUAAUGAAUGACGCAAGGAAUGAAUAUUUUAAAUCUAAAUAUUCAUGUUCGCCUCAGAUAUAUAUACAUAUAUUAUGUUGAUUAUCUUUUGUUAAUUCAAAAUUUUAGAGCACAAUGUUAUGUUUGUAUAAAGGUAAAAAAGCAAUUCAACAAUUUAAGUUGUACCUUAUCCAUCUUAUGCGUAAUAAGAAUAAAAAUAGCAUAAAUAACAUUUUGAGUUCAGAUGUAGUGGAAAAAUACUUUAUAUAUCAUUCGAAUUGAAUUUCCGAAAAUAUAAAUUUACCUUACCUUUAGUUAGAUAACGACUUAAGCUAAAUAUAGCUUUACCUCUCUAAGCUUAUAUUAAGUAGCACUUCUGUUUGUUUGUUAUUUAUUGAAAAAUCAUUGUAAUUCAAGAAUAUGUAUAUGUAGCUAGACACAAUGAAGUUUAUUGCUCAUUUAUAUAUGCCGUUAUAAAAAAUAAUGCACAUAGACGUUCCUUGUAAAUAAUGUUGUAAGUGAUUCAGAUUUAUAUAAUCUAUUGUCAAAUGCCAUGUCGUAUUAAAAUCUAACAUUAAAAGGUCAAUUAUGCAGUAUCAUAUAAAGUUUUGUGUGCACGAGUAAAAACUUUGAUCAGUGUAACUCUAUCAACGUGAAAAAAAUA
Molecule: messenger RNA, 1922 nt
Organism: Mercenaria mercenaria
Lineage: Eukaryota; Metazoa; Mollusca; Bivalvia; Venerida; Veneridae
Exons: 2
Coding region: 211-1113 (300 amino acids)
Source: RefSeq, a predicted model, not a curated record